Molecule: messenger RNA, 4181 nt
Organism: Ceraceosorus bombacis
Lineage: Eukaryota; Fungi; Basidiomycota; Exobasidiomycetes; Ceraceosorales; Ceraceosoraceae
Source: the annotation of a GenBank genome assembly
AUGAGUGGUGCAGCAGAGAACACAGAUGGUGUGCAGGCUGAGCUUCCAACAGAUGCCGGUGUGGAUGCCAUCGCUCUGGGCGAAACCAAAGAGCGUUUGAUAACGGCUGAAGCACAUCCGACAAAAAUCGAAGAUGCGGAUGCGGAUGGCGAGGCGGAUGAGGACGCUGAAGGGGAAUUAGACGAUGGAAUCACCGCAAAUGGGGCAGAGUCUGCGCCUGGAUUGAAGGAUGAGGGCUCGUCGCAAACAGCGCCUGCUCAGCCCAGCUCUACGCCAGCCACAAAGACUGAAGAGACUUCUGCAGACGACGAUAGCGACGUUGGAAUGGAAGAUGACGAUAGCGAUGACGUCCCACCUGAAGGCCCACAGACCUCGACCGGCAACACUCAGCCGAAAGCUGAUGAUGCUAGCUCCAGUCAGUCUGGCCAGCCCGACGGUCUUUCGAGCCAACAAGCGAUAGAGAUGCUCAGCAACGGCACCUCUGAGGGCUCCACAGCAAUGUCAGAUGCGAUGCGUGCUGCCAUGGCCGCACUGAGCGGAGUCAGCCCCGUGACCCGAGACGACGGGCAAUCGGCUGCAGUCAAGCAAGAGGCGACGGCAGCUCCAGCAGAGAGCACAUUUGCGCCAACGCCAGAUACAGCUAAAGCAGCCCCCGCUCCAGCUCCCGCUUCGGCUCCCGCUUCUGCGCCUGCAGCUCCUGCCGCUGCAAAAGGUCCAGAAGAACGGCGAAAUGAAUUGACUCUGCGAGUGACUCGAGAGCCCCGUGAUGGUGAUGCUUGGCUGCUGCUCAUCGAGAAUGCGAUUGAGGCUGGGGACAUUGAUGCUGCAAGAGCCCGAUACGAGGAUUUCUUCAAGGUAUUUCCCAACGCAGUGAGUGUGCUUGAUCGCCAUUGUUGGUGCAUGCUUCCUGGUGGUUCACGUUGCGGUCGACUUAUGGCUUCGUUAUCCCCGGCACAACCUUGGCAGUCUCGUCAAUGGCAGAACUACGCGCAGCUCGAGCUCUCGCUAUCUCACACCACUUUUCCCUUGGUGGAGUCAAUCUUCACGAGAUGCUUGCGGACUACGCCUUCCGUGGACUUGUGGUCCUCCUACCUCUCAUACACGCGGCGUGUAAAUCCUUUGCCACCAUCUUCAGUUCCUACCGAGGAGCGCGAGAAAGCACGAAGGACGAUCGAAGGCGCAUACGAAUUUGCGCUUAAAUUCAUCGGCCAUUCUCGAGACGCCGGAGAAGUUUGGCGCGAGUACAUUCAGCUGUUGAAAGACCGAGAGGUGGCGCCAAACAACCAGUGGCAGGCUGGUCAAAAGAUGGACGACAUUCGCCGCGCGUACCAGCAAGCCGUAGCCAUUCCCUUGUCGAAUGUCGAGGCUGUUUGGAGGGAGUAUGAUCAAUAUGAGACGGGUUUGAACAGGAUAACGGUGCGUAAACUCCAUUGUUGCGGCGUCUGAGCCUCUUGCGGGCGCCACGAGCUUACCAGCGUACGCAUACGAUCCUUCUUUCUCGGCGACUUGCAAUGGCUAUCUGCCUUGACCGUCGUUGCUAUUCUCAACGGCUGCCACGCAUCUUGUGCUCUUGGUCUUGGCGCGGCACGCUGCUGCUUGCCCCGAUCUGUCAAUGGACAUUUUCUGCCAAUUUGACGUGCUGCUUGCUGUGGCGUUCGUUGAUGGACUGGGCUGGCGCUGCUCAUCUCGUGCAAUUGUCUGGCGCGUAUUGACGUACGCAACGUCUUGGCGGUAUGUCCCUUCCGUUUGGCGCCCACUGCUCUGCAUCUACGCAGGCCAAGAAAUUUCUUGCGGAACGCUCGCCUGCUUACAUGACUGCUCGAAGCGCAUUAAAGGAGAUGCGAUCUUUGACAGAAAUUCUGCAUCGCCCAAUCUUGCCCCGCGUUCCAACGUGGGCUCAAUCCGCUCUGCAACGACUUCAACAAGGCAGCGAUGCCGGUGCUAUUGCGAUUCGUUCGCGAGCUGCUCAGCGCGAGAGGGGACAAGCAGAGAGCUGGAAGAGGUAUCUCAAGUGGGAAGAGAGCAACCCUCUAGAGCUCGAGGAUUUGACUACGCUCCACACGCGGAUAAUCAUGGCGUACAGGAAAGCGACUAUGCACAUGCGGUUCUUUGCUGAAAUUUGGUGAGAGUCUUUGGUUCCUGCCACCCUUGCAAGCAAGCAAGUUGACCUCUCUUGGCUGCAACCCGCCGAUUGCAGGUACAUGGCCGCGCAGUACCUGGAAGGUGCUGAGCGUCAGGAUGACGCCAAGUCUUGGUUAAGAAUUGGGAUGGGCGCGUGUCCCGGAAGGUAAGCUGCUUAUAGGGGCUUUGCAUUGCUCCCCAGCUGGCUCACUCUGCACUGCUCUGCAGCUUCUUGCUGCGCUUUGCCUACAUCGAGCUCUGCGAGGCGACAAACGAGACGUCGGCCUGUGCAUCGGUCUUUGCUGAGCUUUUGGAGCACGUGCAUGGCCAGAUCGAAGCUGUGCAGGAGUUUGUAAAGUCAAAGCACGAGAAGAUUGACGAAGAAGGCGUUGCCGCAGCUGCGGAAGCUGCAGCAAAGCGCAAAGAUUCUGGUGAAGCUGAUGAGAACGUCGGCGGCGACGAACGUGAAGGAAUCAGAAAAGCCGAGGAGGUUCGGACACAGAGGAAGAAGGUUGAGGAUGAGAAUGCCAAGCCUGUGCUUGAAGAACUUAAAGAGUCGGCAGCUCUGGUUUGGAUCAAGCAGAUGCACCUUGUCCGUCGGAAUGGGGUGAGUCCUGCCAGCAAUCACUGCCCCGUAGUCCUGCCAGCAAUCACUGCCCGUCAAUCUUCGCGCACAGUUUGACUCUGCUUUCCUAUCUCAAUCAGGGAGUGCGUCCCUGCAGAGCUAUCUUUGGCAAGGCACGCAAGAGCCCGCACUGCACGUGGCAGGUCUACGAGGCGAAUGCGUUGAUGGAGUAUCACUGCUCAAAGGACGUGGGGGUAGCGACGCGAGUCUUUGAAGUUGCACUCAAAACGUUUGGAAGUGAUGAAGCUUUCGUCGUCCGAUACCUCGACUUCCUUAUCAGCAUCAACGAUGACAAUAGUAAGUCAUUGGCUGAAAACAGGCCGAGACACGCAAAAGACGGAGACCGUGCUCAGAAUUUCUUUAUGUACUUCAACAGACGCUCGCGCUCUGUUCGAGAGGACUGUCAAUUCUUUCGAGCCGAAUCGCGCUAGACCUCUGUGGGAUCGCUGGUGCGACUACGAAUACAGCUUUGGCGACCGUGCGGCUAUUCAAAGACUAGAGCAACGUCUUCGAGAAGUCUACCCAGACGGUAAGUCAGCCCAUUAUUCUCGUGCUUCUGUGGGACUACGCCUGACCUUGAGUCCCUCGCAGAGCCCGCUAUCAAGCGUUUCGUCGAUCGCAACACGUACAUGGACUUGGACGUGAUCAGUUCGAAAGAUCUGGGCUUUGAGGCGAGCUUGGACGGUGCAAAUGCAGCGGAUCGAGCAGUAGCUGCAUCGCGAAUGGCGUUUGAUGAUGGCUCUAGCGUGGGUGCGGGUAUGGCAGCAGCCAAUGCCGCUGCAGAAUCUGCCCGCGCCGUUACGGGGGCGAAGCGAGAGUUCAACGAAGACGCGCCUGGUGCGAUCGCUAGCAACGGUCAAGUUGAGAGGGCCGCAGGCCAGAAGCGCGCACGCUUCGAGGAUGAUGCCCCUGGUGGACGAAGGAGAAGCGUAAGCCCGACGCCGAGAGCGCCCAUUCCCACGCGGUCUGGAGACUUGGUUCCUGUGCAGCAGCAGCAGCCCAUGGCGUAUGGCAACCGAGGCGCGCCAUUACCCCCUCAAGGAGGGCCCCAAGGCCAUCUGGGUGGCCGCGGACCACCGCCUGCAGCCGCUGUACCAGCACCACAAGCUCCGCCCUUUUCGGAGCCCAUUCUUUUCUUCAUGGAGUAAGUGCAAGGCUGGCAUCCAGCCCUGAUCACUCAAUGAACUGUUUUGAUCUCACAAUCUUCACGUCGUUUAUACCCGGCAGUAUAUUACCCGGAGCACGAUUCUUCGGGCCACCUCUGCUCCCCGUCGAUGAAGUGAUCAAUUGUCUGCGAGAAGCCAGCGUCGCCCUGCCGCCACCCGGCAAUGGUGGCGGCGACGCGUAUGGACGAGCUCCCGCUGGUCAACCAGGCUGGGCAAACCGUGCCAACAGGACUGGAGGAGGUCGUCCUCGAGGGGGAAGGCGCUUUUGA